Pelobates fuscus (common spadefoot toad) is the source of this 4799-nucleotide messenger RNA. Its product is annotated as venom factor-like. NCBI's taxonomy places the organism in Eukaryota, Metazoa, Chordata, Amphibia, Anura, Pelobatidae. Gene Ontology annotation, molecular function: endopeptidase inhibitor activity; protein binding. Gene Ontology annotation, cellular component: extracellular region. The record is from RefSeq and is a predicted model, not a curated record.
UUCCUCAAAGAAAAUUCUCCCUGGCUAAGGCCAAUGUUUCUCUGAAUAGCUCCAACAAUUACCUCGGGACAGUGAAACUGAUGGUUCCUUCCAAGGAUUUGCUAAAAGACUCAAAGAAAAAGCAGUUUGUCUAUGUCAAUGUGAAGUCUCCCCAAUGUACGCUGGAGAAAGUUGUCCUUCUGGUAUUCCAGAAUGGAUACAUCUUUAUUCAGACUGAUAAAACCAUCUACACCCCAGGAUCUACAGUCAUGUAUCGGAUUUUCAGCAUGGACCACAAUUUGAAACCAUUGUCUAAGGCAGUGAUCAUCGAGUUCCUGACCCCAGAUGGGAUCACUGCAAAGAGAGACACUAUCCAUCACAAGAGCCAAUCGGGUAUUAUCUCCCAGGUUUACGUACUGCCUGAACCCGUGAGUUUGGGGGUUUGGAGUAUCUCUGCAAAGUAUGAAGACUCAACUGAGCAGAAUUUCACCACAAACUUUGAGGUGAAGGAAUACGUUAUUCCCAGUAUUGCGGUUUCCUUGUUAGUAAAACAAAACUUUUUCUACAUAGACGAUGACACAUUUCACAUAAGUAUUAAAGCUAAUCUCCUUUAUGGGCAGCCUGUGGAGGGAGAGGCCUAUGUGUUGUUUGGAUUGAUGAAAGACGGUGAGAAGAAAGGAAUUCCAAACACUCUGCGAAGAGUUUCGUUUGAAGAUGGUGAAGCAGAAUGUGAGCUGAAAAGAAAAGAUCUUAUCCGUUAUGUACAAAAACCAGAGGACUUACUGGAGUUUACCUUGUAUGUGACCGUUACAGUCAUCACUUCUUCAGGUAGUGACGUGGUGGCAGCUGAGCUGGAAAAUAUUCAUAUUGUAACCUCUCCGUAUAAAGUCAUUUUUAUCAAAACUUCGAAAUAUUUUAAGCCCGGCAUGCCUUUUGACCUAAUGGUGUUUGUCACGAAUCCCGAUGGUUCUCCUGCGAAUCGCAUUCCUGUGAUAGCUGACCCGGGUAAAGUUCUGGCAACAACACAGAGUAAUGGAAUUACUAGGCUGUGGCUUAAUACCCCAACUGGAAUAAACUAUCUGCCAAUAACAGUAAAAACAGCGCAUCCUGCUUUACCCCCUAACCGCCAGGCAUCAGCGUCCAUGACAGCCACAGCUUACAAGCCAUUAGGUAGAAUCGAAAAUUUCCUGCAUAUCGGCAUCACCGGUUCAGAAAUGAAACCUGGAGAAAAUAUGGCUGUGAAUUUUAAUAUAAGGAACAGUAUUCUGGCGAAUCAGAACCAGAUCCAGCAUUUCACAUACUUGAUUAUAAACAAGGGCAGAAUAAUGAAAGUGGCCAGACAACAACGCCAACCAGGUCAGUCCCUUGUGGCUGUAUCUAUCCCAGUCACAGAAAAUGUAAUUCCUUCUUUCCGUAUUGUGGCUUAUUACAUCGUGCAGACAAUAGCAGGACCUGAAUUAGUGUCGGACUCUGCCUGGGUGGAUGUCAAAGAUACCUGCAUGGGCACCCUGGUGGUCACUGGUGAGAGAGAGAGAGAUAACAGUAUCCAGAGCCCAGGUUCCCCAUUGCGGCUGAAAGUUAGUGCAGACCACAGAGCCAAUGUGGGACUCGUUGCUGUGGACAAACGUGUUUUUAUGCAGAAUAAGAAGUUUAAACUUUCUCAAAGCAAGGUGUGGGACUAUGUAGAAAAGUCUGACAUUGGCUGUACACCCAGCAGUGGUGCUGACAGUGUGGGAGUAUUUUAUGACGCUGGUUUGGCUUUACAGACAAAUUUCAAGAUCUCCACAGCUCAAAGAUCAGAGUCACAUUGCCCAGCACCAUUAGUAAGGGAGCGGCGUUCUGCAACAGUGCUUACUAAAUUUAAAGCCACCAAAUCUUCAGUCUAUAGUGGCCAUGCAAAGACAUGCUGUGAAGAUGGCAUGAGGAAACAUCUAAUGAGCUUCAGCUGUGAACAACGAGCACGCAUGAUCGUUGAUGGGAAAGCGUGUGUGGAUGCCUUCCUGGACUGCUGCAAAAACUUUGAGAAGAAGAAGGAAAAAGAAAAGCACUCGACAAUCGCGUAUUUUCAGGGUAGAGAUGAAGAUAAUGAGUUCCCGCCUGAUGCUGAGAUCGUGUCCAGGACUGAGUUUUUGGAGAGUUGGUUCUGGAAAGUCGAACAAAUGACAGAAAUGCCAGAUGUAAAUGGUAUUUCCACCAAAGUGCUGCCUGUUUUCCUGAAGGAUUCAAUCACCACAUGGGAGGUUUUGGCUGUGAGUCUGUCUGAAAAUAAGGGUAUAUGUGUGGCUCAACCAUAUGAGAUUCAGCUUAUGACGAACUUCUUCAUUGACCUGAGACUGCCUUAUUCUGUUGUGAGAAAUGAGCAGGUGGAAAUCCGGGCUGUUCUCUACAACUAUGGAGAAGGAAGUAUAAAGGUACAUGUGGAACUGACACACAACCCAGAGUUUUGUAGUCUCUCCACAUCUAACAAGAACUUCCACAAACUGGUGUCCAUCAGUGCUCACUCCUCUGCUGUUGUCCCACUCAUUAUUGUGCCUCUAAACUUGGGUCAACAUGAACUGGAAGUAAGGUCGCCUGGUGGUACAUUUGUGCCAGACAGUGUUAAAAAGAAGCUAAAUGUUGUGCCAGAAGGAAUGCGUCGGACCAACCUUAUCAAGUCAGUGACUCUAAAACCACAGGUGAAAGGAGUAGAUGGUGUGCAGAGAGAAAAAGUUUUACUAGUGAAUGUGAAGAACAUUGUUCCCCGAACAGACAUUGAGACAAUUGUAACUGUUGCAGGAAGUCCAAUCAGUCUCAUGGUGGAAGAUGCUGUUGUUGGCAAAAAACUAAAUCAUUUGAUCGCCUCGCCAUCUGAUUGUGGAGAACAGAACAUGGGUUUUAUGACUACCAGCGUCAUAGCCACACGUUACCUUGAUGUCACCAAUCAGUGGAAGAAUGUAGGAUUAAACCGCCGAGAACGAGUCAUCGAGAACAUAAAAAAAGGUUAUAUUCAGCAACUGGCAUACCGUAAAGCAGAUAACUCGUUUGCAGCAUUUUUACAUACACCAGCCAGUACAUGGCUCACUGCUUACGUUGUCAAGGUGUUUGCAAUGGCACAGACAGUGGUGGAUAUUGACAGUAAUGUUGUAUGUGGGGCUGUUACGUGGUUGGUUCUAGAGAAACAGAAAUCUGAUGGAUUAUUUCAAGAGACUGCACCCAUCAUUCAUCAGGAAAUGAUUGGAGGAAUCAAGGGAUCCAACGAAUACAAUGCAGUUCUCACAGCCUUUGUUCUCAUUGCUUUGCUGGAGAGUGAGAAAAUAUGUAUCGCACAUGUCGAUAAUCUGAGACACAGUAUUGAAAGAGCAACAGCUUUCCUAGUGGGCCAGUACCCAACAUUACGCAAACCGCACACUGUUGCAAUCACCUCAUACGCUCUUGCUAUGGCUGGAGUUUUGAAUGAAACAAGGACCCUGCUUGCUGCAUCCACAGAUAAAGCUCACUGGGAAGAGGAAGGUUCUCAUUUCAUCACAAUAGAAGCCACAGCUUAUGGCCUUAUGACCUUACUUAAAAUGAAGCAGUAUAAGCGGACUGGCGCCAUUGUACGCUGGCUUACGAAGAAGAUCUAUUUCAAAGCUGUUUAUGGAUCAACACAAGCAACCGUCAUAUAUUUCCAGGCUCAAGCGCAAUAUCAGCAAGACGUCCCAGGAAUGAAUGAAUUAGACUUGAAUGUUUCUUUUCAUCUGCCAGAGAGAAACCAGCCUUUAACUUACCGCCUAAAUUUGGCUAAUGCUUUGUUAGCCCAUUCAGCUGAGACUCUUGUGAAUAAAGGAUUUGAGGUGGAAGCAAAGGGAAAAGGACAAGCAAUUAUGUCGGUAAUGACGGUGUAUCAAGCAUUAAUGACAGAGAAAGAGAUGAAGUGCAACAACAACUUUGAACUUUCAAUAAAUGUCACAGAAGACGAUGAUUUAACAAUUAGGAGACCUGAAGGCGCAAUUUCAAUGGUGGCUUUAGAUAUUUGUGUCAGACAUCUCAAAGAUGUAGAUGCCACCAUGUCUAUCGUUGAGGUGUCAAUGUUGACUGGUUUUGCUCCAGCUGUGGACGGACUUAACAAGCUCAAACGAGGGGUAGACAAAUCCAUCUCUAAAUUUGAGGUCAAAAAGAGAGUAACGGACAAAGAGACCGUCAUUAUUUAUGUGGACAAGAUCUCACACUCAGAAGAAACCUGCUUGAAGCUUUUUGCUCAUCAGAUGUUUAAAGUGGGUCUUAUCCAGCCGGCAUUGGUCACAGUCUAUAACUAUUACAAUCCAGAGAGUCGCUGCACCAAAUUUUACCAUGUGAACGAGGGCAGCUCUCUGCUCGGCAGAAUCUGUCAGGAUGAUGUGUGUCGCUGUGCAGAAGAUAACUGUUACAUGCAGCAGCAAUUAGAAAAUGUUUAUGCAGUAAGUCGUCAGGAAAGUGCAUGUGGUCCAGGCGUGGACUUUGUGUACAAAUUAAAGCUCGAGAGUAAAGAACCACAUGGUAACUACAAUAUUUAUGUGAUGACGAUUCUCCAGGUCUUAAAGCAAGGUAUGGACGAAGACAUCCUUGGAAACCAACGUGAUUUUAUUAGUCAUGUAAAAUGUGAAAAGGCAUUACAUUUAGACAUUGGGCUGGAAUACAUCAUUUGGGGUGUAAAUAAAGACAUUCAGAGUCAUGGCUCUAGCCACACCUAUAUCAUUGGGAGAGACACUUGGAUCGAGUGGUGGCCAAAUGUCCGGGAUUGUCAGAAUGCAGAGAAUGCUGAACUCUGUGAAGCCCUCAAUAUGGUGGCUGAAAUGCUGGAACAUGCUGGCUGCCCAUCAUAA